AUGAGCGAACAAGCAGAGACAGCAAUCCAAAUUUGGAAGAUUCGCCGCUUGGUAAAGCAGUUGGUCAAUUGCCAUGGUAAUGGUACCUCAAUGAUUACAUUGAUUAUUCCUCCUCGUGAACAAAUUUCUCGAAUUAGCAGCAUGCUUGCGGAAGAAUAUGGUACCGCCUCAAACAUCAAGUCUCGUGUGAACAGACUUUCCGUUUUGUCUGCCAUUACUUCGACUCGUGAGCGUCUUAAGCUUUAUAACAAGGUUCCUCAAAAUGGUUUGGUUAUUUACUGUGGUGAAGUUAUGAUGGAAGGCAAUAAAACCAGAAAGCUUAACAUUGACUUUGAACCCUUUAAGCCCAUUAAUACCUCUCAAUACUUGUGUGACAAUAAGUUCCACACAGAAUCUCUUGCUGAAUUGUUGGAGACUGACCAACGCUUUGGUUUCAUUGUUAUGGAUGGUCAUCAAACUCUUUACGGUAUGGUUUCUGGUAGCGCCCGUGAAGUUUUACAAAAGUUCAGCGUUGAUUUGCCAAAGAAGCACGGCCGUGGUGGUCAGUCAGCUCUUCGUUUCGCUCGUCUUCGUGAAGAAAAGCGCCACAACUACGUUCGUAAGGUUGCUGAAAAUGCUGUUCAGCAUUUUAUCACAGAAGACAAGGCAAAUGUUGCUGGUCUUAUUCUUGCUGGUUCAGCUGAUUUCAAGACUGAACUUGGUCAAAGUGACUUGUUUGAUCAAAGACUUCAAAACAAAAUUAUCAGAACCGUUGACGUUUCCUACGGUGGUGAGGCUGGUUUCAACCAAGCCAUUGAAUUGUCUGCUGAUACCUUAGCCAACGUUAAGUUUGUUCAAGAAAAGAAGAUAAUUCAAAAAUUCUUUGACGAAAUUAGUUUGGAUACUGGCAAGUAUUGCUUUGGUGUUGUUGAUACUAUGAACGCCUUACAAGAAGGUGCCGUUGAAAUUCUUCUCAUUUAUGCUGACCUUGAUAUGACUCGCUACGAGUUCAAAAAUUCAGAGGGCAACACUGUUGUUAGUUACAUGACCAAAGAACAAGAAGAAGGCGACAAGACGAACUCUUACUUGCUUGACAAGGAAUCUGGUGGAGAAAUGGAAUUAGUGAAUACAAUGGCCUUGUCUGAAUGGCUCGCCGAACAUUACAAGGAUUAUGGUGCCAACUUGGAGUUCGUUUCUGACCGCUCUCAAGAAGGUAUGCAGUUCGUUAGGGGCUUUGGUGGUAUCGGUGCCAUCAUGCGUUAUCAACUUGAUCUUGCUAUGCUUGAUCCAGAAUCUGAUGAAUUCUAUUCUGAUUCUGAGUAA
Schizosaccharomyces osmophilus is the source of this 1302-nucleotide messenger RNA. RefSeq names its product cytoplasmic translation release factor class I eRF1 (gene erf1). The record is from RefSeq and is a predicted model, not a curated record. Gene Ontology annotation, molecular function: translation release factor activity, codon specific; sequence-specific mRNA binding. Gene Ontology annotation, cellular component: translation release factor complex; cytosol. Gene Ontology annotation, biological process: cytoplasmic translational termination. Bases 1 to 1302 code for a protein of 433 amino acids. The transcript has a single exon. NCBI's taxonomy places the organism in Eukaryota, Fungi, Ascomycota, Schizosaccharomycetes, Schizosaccharomycetales, Schizosaccharomycetaceae.